Eutrema salsugineum is the source of this 462-nucleotide messenger RNA. Its product is annotated as ubiquitin-conjugating enzyme E2-16 kDa. The record is from RefSeq and is a predicted model, not a curated record. Gene Ontology annotation, biological process: protein polyubiquitination. The transcript is spliced from 4 exons. Bases 1 to 462 code for a protein of 153 amino acids. Gene Ontology annotation, molecular function: ubiquitin conjugating enzyme activity. NCBI's taxonomy places the organism in Eukaryota, Viridiplantae, Streptophyta, Magnoliopsida, Brassicales, Brassicaceae. Gene Ontology annotation, cellular component: nucleus.
AUGUACUCUGCCAAAGUGAUAUCAUUGCAAUUGAAGGAAGUGGAGAGGAAAAACAGUCCAUGUUUCAGUAUAGGACCUGUGGGUGAGGACUUGUAUCACUGGGAAGCUAUCAUAACGGGGCCUAAAGGUUCACCCUAUGAGAAUGGUGUUUUCAAACUAGACAUUCACUUUCCGCUUGACUACCCUUUCGCGCCUCCUAGGGUGAUGUUCAAAACAAAAGUCUAUCACCCAAACGUUACAACUUAUGGGAACAUUUUUCUGAAGAUGUUGAACCCAACUCACUUCAGGACCAACAACAGCAUCAAUGAUGUACUGACGGAAAUACACCAAAUGUUAACUGCCCCACAAAUAGGGGAUGGACACUUUUUUGUUGAAGAAAUUGCUAGGAUUUACGUGGAAGACAGGGCUGCUUUUGAAACCACUGCACUUGCGUGGACGGUGGAGCACGCGGGAGGAGCAUAA